AUGAAGUGGCUUUUGAUGACGGUUCUGUUGUGCUUCCUGUCAAGAUGUCAAUCUGUGAUCUGUCCCAGUGACAUGGGAGCUCUUUUCCUUUCCAAUAAUCUCAUCGGCGAUAACUAUGAACUCGGCUCCUACUGUUACGAUCACUGCGCUUCUUCAAAUUGCACAGGUGUCUUGGUGAACAGGAAUUGGUGUCUAUCGAUGAAUAUCGAUGAGUUCUAUGGACACAUUGGCAACAACAAUAUAAUCUUCCGAAAAGAGUUUUCCUGCAAUUCGAUUACUUUCUUUGCACAAACUCGUGGGUGUUUUUUGAACACUGCCAAUUCGUCGACCGCGAAAGUUCUCGACAACGCCGAAACUGACAUUCACGUCGUCUAUAUGGAGCACCAACGGCUCAAAAAGUUACGAAGAGAACAGUGCUCGAACUCUUUUCACACUAUUCCAUGGAAUCAAGUAGCACUCAGAGGUGAGGCGAUAUUGGUGAAUGUCACCGGCAGUUUCGAUAACUGCCUCGCUCUCUGCUCUAGCGGUUGUGACUACGCAGCCUACAGUGAAUACUUCUCUGAAUGUUUUCUAAUCACUUACGAUCCAAAUGGGCAAGCAUUCGAUUUUAUCAGCGAUGAUUUUCAGGUUUUCGAGAACAUCUGCAAUCAUCCACUGGAGCGUUGCUCAGCAAAAAGCGCCAUGUAUAUUUCAUACAGUGGUGAAACAUCUGCUAUUAGAAAUAAAUGCCUUAAAAAAUGUAUUGCUGAUUUACACUGUAACUUUGCACACAUCCAAAAUGGACUCUGUGUGACAGCAAUGAAGCCGAGAAAACUUCCGAGAGUGAUUGAGAAACACUGUCACAGUGGGGAUGAAGCGGGUGUUGCGGUGCUUUUCCAAGAAGACCCCAAAUGUCCCGCAAAUGAGAACGGUAUGACCAUUGAAGGAGCAAAGCUCACAGAUUGCUUACAACUUUGUGUUACACAUCCAACGAAAAGUUGUGAAGCGGUUAACUUCUAUAAGAAUGGACGAUGUCGACUUCUGAAUGAGGUGACACCGGCAGAUACGGCAACCCUAGAAACUGACAGUGGCUGUAGACAUUUCAAUUUAAAUGUGAUCACCUUUAAAAGAGACGGGGUGAGAUCUACUGCUUCGAAAACAAAUAAACGGCGGAAGUCGAAGCGAAUGAAGCUACAGGCGGCCGAUAAGAAGGAUCAGGUAGAAAUACGCAAGAAGCCAUUCCUCGAUCGUGGGGUUGAUUUUGAACUGAAAACGAUAUGUCACUAUGACAGCAUCAUUGUUAAGGUGACUCGCUUAACUAUUUCUCGCUAA
Molecule: messenger RNA, 1311 nt
Organism: Angiostrongylus costaricensis
Lineage: Eukaryota; Metazoa; Nematoda; Chromadorea; Rhabditida; Metastrongylidae
Source: the annotation of a GenBank genome assembly